Auanema sp. JU1783 is the source of this 366-nucleotide messenger RNA. Lineage: Eukaryota; Metazoa; Nematoda; Chromadorea; Rhabditida; Rhabditidae. The record is from the annotation of a GenBank genome assembly.
AUGAUUGAAACUUACUUUAUCUAUCAAGCUUAUGCAUUCACCGUGUUCGCAAGCCUCUCCAGAGCAAAACUCAGGUGCUUUCCAGCACGUGAACCUCUGAAUUUGAAGCUUUGCAGUUACAAACGAAGCCUUGUUGUUUGGGUUCACAAGAGUCUGUACCUCCUGAGAAGCACUCAGAACACGAUGACCGUACUUCUUGAUUAUCAGCCGAAUCACCUUACAAACGACCAGACAUUACCUUUUGGAGUUGUGCAUUGCACCAAAGAUGAAUGGGCACUUGGAGCUUUGCAGUUGAUCGUUGUUUCCUGUCCGGGUUUCAAUGUGACAUUAUUUUCCAGUUCCAACUUGUUUAUUAUCUCAGAGUAG